Messenger RNA from Chelonoidis abingdonii (Abingdon island giant tortoise), 1795 nucleotides. RefSeq names its product BRISC and BRCA1 A complex member 2 (gene BABAM2). The record is from RefSeq and is a predicted model, not a curated record. Gene Ontology annotation, cellular component: BRISC complex; BRCA1-A complex. Lineage: Eukaryota; Metazoa; Chordata; Testudines; Testudinidae. Gene Ontology annotation, biological process: double-strand break repair.
GUUCUCCCUGUAACUGCGGGCCGGGGGCGCGCACGCCGCAGACGGGGGCGCGCACGCUAGAUUUUACAGGGGUAAGGCGCGUGCCCGCGGCCGAGGCUGAGGCUUUUUCUACUGCCCCGUAGUGGCUGCAGAGCUUAGUACAGCAGGAAAGAAGGACAAGUUAAAAUGUCUCCUGAAGUUGCUUUGAACAGAAUUUCACCGGCACUCUCUCCUUUCAUUUCCAAUGUGGUCAGAAAUGGAAAAGUAGGAUUGGAUGCUACUAACUGUCUAAGAAUUACAGACCUGAAAUCAGGCUGUACCUCUUUGACGCCUGGACCCAGCUGUGAUCGGUUUAAGUUGCAUAUCCCAUAUGCUGGAGAAACACUCAAAUGGGAUAUAAUUUUCAAUGCCCACUACCCAGAGCUGCCACCAGAUUUUAUCUUUGGAGAGGAUGCUGAAUUCCUGCCAGAUCCCUCUGCCUUGCAUAAUUUAGCCUCCUGGAAUCCCUCAAAUCCUGAAUGUCUCCUGCUUGUUGUGAAAGAGCUCGUCCAGCAGUAUCACCAAUUCCAAUGCAGCCGAUUACGGGAGAGCUCUCGCCUCAUGUUUGAAUACCAGACUUUACUUGAGGAACCCCACUAUGGAGAGAACAUGGAAAUUUAUGCUGGCAAAAAAAACAACUGGACUGGUGAAUUCUCAGCUCGCUUCCUUUUGAAGUUACCUGUGGAUUUCAGCAAUAUUCCCACAUACCUUCUCAAGGAUGUGAAUGAAGAUCCAGGAGAGGAUGUUGCUCUUCUCUCAGUCAGUUUUGAGGAUACAGAAGCUGCUCAGGUUUUCCCCAAGCUAUAUCUGUCCCCACGUAUUGAACAUGCUCUUGGAGGCUCCUCUGCCCUUCACAUCCCAGCCUUUCCAGGUGGAGGCUGUCUCAUUGACUAUGUACCACAGGUGUGCCAGCUGUUGACUAACAAGGUACAAUAUGUUAUUCAGGGAUACCAUAAGAGAAGGGAGUAUAUUGCCGCUUUCCUGAGUCACUUUGGAACUGGUGUGGUGGAAUAUGAUGCAGAGGGCUUCACAAAGCUCACACUGUUACUGAUGUGGAAAGAUUUUUGCUUCCUUGUUCACAUUGACCUACCUCUGUACUUUCCUCGAGACCAGCCAACUCUAACAUUUCAAUCAGUCUAUCACUUCACUAACAGUGGACAGCUGUAUUCCCAGGCCCAGAAAAACUACCCUUACAGCCCACGCUGGGAUGGCAAUGAGAUGGCCAAGAGAGCAAAAACAAGUUGCAGCAGGAACAGAAAAAUACAAAGGGCUUAUUUCAAAACGUUUGUCCCUCAGUUCCAAGAGGCAGCUUUUGCCAAUGGAAAGCUGUAGGAAACACCAGGUCUGGAGAAGAUGCCAGACAGAUUAUUAUAUCCACAUGCAUGUCAGCCCCAAGAGGACUUCCUGGAAGUGGGUUGGAAUCUCUUUUUUUGAUACUUUUUGCCUCUGGAAUAGCUUUGAUCUCCACAGACUUCAUUAACUCUAUAAAACAAGGACCUCAGCUGGCUAAUUCUAAACUGAAUAUUUGAUUCUCCUUCUCCAAUCCUCUCAUACCACUAUCAUUUCCUUUUAUAGCCACUGGAUUAAAUUAAAACCUUAGUGUUUAGAUGUGAUACCAUUUCCCUGUGACAACAAUGUUUAAUGCGAUGCCUUGUUUCAGAAAUGCUUGUCUUUCAGGUGUUGUUAAGACAUGAUUGUUUUCAUACCAGUAUUCUGUUGUUCUGAACCUUUGUAUAUUUUCAGCAUAUCCUAAUAAUAUAUAAAGCUGCCAUAAUUA